Messenger RNA from Fopius arisanus, 1466 nucleotides. It is a transcript of the gene Pp4-19C, whose product is annotated as protein phosphatase 19C. Gene Ontology annotation, cellular component: cytoplasm; nucleus. Bases 276 to 1199 code for a protein of 307 amino acids. NCBI's taxonomy places the organism in Eukaryota, Metazoa, Arthropoda, Insecta, Hymenoptera, Braconidae. Gene Ontology annotation, molecular function: protein serine/threonine phosphatase activity. The transcript has 5 exons. The record is from RefSeq and is a predicted model, not a curated record. Gene Ontology annotation, biological process: double-strand break repair via homologous recombination.
GACUCAUCUGGCAUCACUGCACUGAUCUCGUAGCCUGCGAGACACACCAAACUAUCAUAUUUAUUGCGUUUACUCCGAAAAGUCAUGAAAUUAUGUGCAUAACGUCCCACUGGAAUUCAUUCAACGUAAAUUUUUGAAGCUUUACACCUUAUCAUGUGCUUUUGAUCUUGGAAUAUCGGUCGACUGAGGAUUAAUUAUUGCUCGUGGGUUUCGUUGGAGUCCCUGGGUUUAGGAAUUCCGUUUAUUGAACUCGACCAGUAGAUAACUAUACGACAAUGGUCGAUUCAAGUGAUCUGGACAUACAGAUUAUGCAAUUGAAGAAGUGUGAGAUCAUAAAAGAGGCACAGGUCAAAGCCCUCUGUGCCAAAGCACGAGAGAUUCUCAUUGAAGAGAGCAAUGUCCAGAGAAUUGACUCACCUGUCACUGUCUGCGGAGACAUCCACGGGCAGUUCUACGAUCUAAAGGAAUUAUUCAAGGUCGGUGGAGAUGUCCCAGAGACAAAUUACCUCUUCAUGGGGGACUUUGUCGACAGGGGAUUCUACAGUGUUGAGACAUUCUUACUUCUCCUUGCACUGAAGGUGCGGUAUCCCGAUCGAAUAACAUUAAUUCGUGGCAACCACGAGUCUCGACAAAUCACACAGGUCUACGGAUUUUAUGACGAGUGCCUGCGAAAAUACGGCAGCAUAACAGUCUGGCGAUACUGCACUGAAAUCUUCGACUAUCUGUCAUUAUCAGCAAUUAUUGAUGGAAAAAUAUUCUGCGUACACGGAGGCCUCUCUCCAAGCAUCCAGACACUUGAUCAAAUUCGAACCAUUGACAGGAAACAAGAGGUACCCCACGAUGGACCAAUGUGCGAUUUGCUGUGGUCAGACCCGGAGGAAACCCAGGGAUGGGGCGUAUCACCGAGAGGUGCUGGUUAUCUUUUUGGCAGUGACGUCGUAGCUCAAUUUAAUUCAGCAAACGACAUCGACAUGAUUUGCAGAGCCCACCAACUGGUGAUGGAGGGCUACAAAUGGCACUUCAAUGAGACUGUACUUACCGUGUGGUCAGCCCCCAAUUACUGCUACAGAUGUGGUAAUGUAGCAGCUAUUCUAGAAUUAAAUGAACACCUCCAACGAGACUUCACAAUAUUUGAGGCCGCGCCACAGGAGAGUCGGGGAAUACCUAGUAAAAAGCCUCAAGCUGAUUACUUUUUAUAAUUAAAUGAUGAGUUAAUGUAAUUGUAAUCGACCAAUGGACAUUGAGAGGAUUAAAUAUCCAACUUAUCUCUGCCACCUCCCCCCAUCUUUACAUUAAAGUUUUUUCAAUAUUUUUUCACACUAAAUCCUUUCUUUUUCAUCUGGAUCAAUGAUUUCUGUGAGAACAAUUGACGAGCGUCGAUUUACUCUUUAAUAUACUCCAUUUACUCUCAACAAUGUAUUUAUAAACAAUUAAUUCUCUGUAAUAAAAGAAAUCCUUCAUUUGUA